Molecule: messenger RNA, 3015 nt
Organism: Drosophila hydei
Lineage: Eukaryota; Metazoa; Arthropoda; Insecta; Diptera; Drosophilidae
Product: centrosomal protein of 104 kDa
Exons: 8
Coding region: 104-2851 (915 amino acids)
Cellular component (GO): cilium
Source: RefSeq, a predicted model, not a curated record
UCUUUAAUUUUAAUUUAGUCUGUGCAUAAAAAAACAGAUGCUGCUAAAGGCACAAUAGAGACUUCAAUUAAGUUGAUGUAUAUAUAUUGUAACUAACUUCACAAUGGCCAAGAAAAUUCCAUUUAAUGUGGUAUUCGCUUCAGACGAAGACGCCGGCUUUCCAGCCAGCGAGUUGAACACACAUGGUCCCACGGUACAUGGCUGGCGCAGUGCUGUGGACAGCGGAGUCAGCACACACGACAUCAUAUUGCGUUUCCACCAGCCGGCUAAAAUUUACCGCAUACAGCUUUUGGCCCACCAGUAUUUGAUACCCGAAAAAGUGGAGCUUUGGCUGCACUACUCCCCAAAGUCGAUGCCUAGCACUCCGUCCUCACAAUACUUUGAUUUUCUUGGUUUUGUUGCGCUCGCCGACAAUGCGAAUACCAACUACAAAUCGCGCGAGCUACAGAGCGUGACGGUGAACCCUAGGAGAGGGACGCACUUGAAGCUGCGUCUGAUUGGCGCUCAUUGCAAUGAGUUUAACAGCACCCAACAGAUUGCAUUGAUGGCGGUUAAUGUGCUCGGCGAGGAUUUGGAAACGGCCGCCCUCAGUGAGGGCGACGAGCACCUAGCCAGUGAGGCGGCACCUAUAGACACGGCCACGGGUGAACUGGCACUAGCCUCCAUAUGCGAUGAUCUGCUAUUUUCAAUGUACGUGGAGGAGUCCAUCGUGCAACACAUACGCGAACUGGAGCAGCGCAAGCUGAAGGCAGUCAGCACAGAGAGAUUCGAAUAUGCGCGCAAAUUAAAGCUUUGCAUGACGGCGCUGCGAACAGCGGGUGAACGCUUGGGUCGAUAUGCAUUAGCGAAGCGGCAAGCGGUACAACAAGAAGACUUCAGUGCGGCCAAAUUGCGCAAGGAACAGAUCGAAAUGUAUCGCGCUUGCGUGCUCAAACAACUCCAAGUAGAGCAGCUACUCGAGAACGAUGGGCCACUCAGCCAGAAUGAUCAGAGCUGCGAGAUCUAUGCGGGUGGGAAGCCCAGCCUGCCAGCUGCACCUAGCCUACAGGAUGUGGCACACGCUUUGGCCGAUGCUGUCAUCAAUCCCAAGUGCAGCAGCGUACAGCUUGAAAAGUCACCCAGCAAUGAGGUUGCCAUUGUUGCGCCCGUAGCUGCACUGCAUCUGCAUGCUAAAUCUCACGAUGAGUUGCCUCAAUCGCCGCGCCUGCCCAUGGCAUCACGUCAUAGCUCGCCCAUGUCCAGUCGACAAGGAUCGCUAAGAAGACGAAAUAAAAGUGCACCGCGUAAUUCUUACGAGGACUACGAGGAGCGAGCCAUACCCACGCUGAGGCACUCAAAUACUAAUGAAUUUUUAAGGGAGUGUCAGGGCAAUGCGCUGCUCGAAGCGGAUCCCAAUCGCAGCCGUUCGCGUCUCAAUGAUCGCGAGCGUCGACAAGCUGCGCUGCCCAUAUUGGUAUUUGGCAGCGAGUUGGUUGAGCUAUUCUAUUCGCGACAGUUUCAGGAUCGUGAGGAUGGCUUAGUGCGCUUGCGCAGCUUUCUCAAGGAGCAGGAAGCAGUCGAGGUGGCAAGCAAUGAGCAUGCAGCCAGUCCCAACAAAGUGGCACGCAGCGCUGCUUUGCUGCUGCAUCGUGCCGUUCGAGAUGCUGUAUACUCUGUGUUUAACCAGGCGACCGAAACAGUUCGGGUGCUGUUCCUGGAAUAUGUGCCCGGUCGGGUGUCGCCUAAUGAGGUGGCUCGAUGCGUGGAUCGCCUUUUGCCUGAGCUACUGGCCAAGUCGGGUGAUCCUUCGGCACGUUUACAUACGUUGGCGCAGCACACCAUACUCAGCAUUGCCGCAUGUCCACAGGUCGCCGAGCAGCACCUGGUGGCACCUGCGCUGUCGCGAAGCGUAGGCUCUGGCACGCACCAGCGCCUGGCCAUGAGCCGGCUGCAAAUGCUCGAACAGUUGGUGAAUACACAGGGCAUUAGCACGGAUAAGCACAGCGGAUUGACAUGUCGCGCUCUGUCCGACUGUGGCUGCUCUGGCAUACAUCAUCCAGCGGAGCCGGUACGCAAAGUGGCUGAACGUAUACUGCUGCUCGUCUACAAGGUGAAUCCACGACUUGUACGCAAGCAGCUGCCACCCGACGACGACAUCACGCGUCGCAAUCUGCUCUACCGCCAGCUUUUUACGGAGUUUGAUAAACUAGACUUGGAACGCAAACAGGAGCUGCUUGAAGUGCACAAUUCAGGCAAUGAUGCAGAUUUAAUGCAGCCCACAACCAGCACAGACGCAUCGCGCUUAUUGAAGAGCAAGAGCGGAAUGACAUUGGGUACGUCAGCUGUGGGCAAUGGCUACGUCAGCUGCAAUGGCAAACAGCAGUACAACGAGCAACUGAAGCGCUCCAUGCAGUCGGCCACAAACUCACGCAAAGGAUCUGCUACUAACUCCGAGUCCACUGAAGAGACGACACCAAAGAUCAAUUGCAUGUUUUGUGGCUGGUGCUGCACUGGGAGUGAUGCCAGCCAACUGGAUCGUCACUAUUGGAAAGCUUGCCCCUUUCUCACCAAGUGCCCACAGUGUAGUCAGGUGCUGGAGGUAGCUGCGCUCAACUAUCAUUUAACUACGGAAUGCGAAGCCAAGGAAAGUUAUGUGGUCUGCACACGCUGCACGGAGUCGGUGCAUAAGCAGCUUUACGAGCUACAUCAAAUGGAGGACUUUUGUCGUGAACUAAAAACGGGUGCCGCUCGCUGUCCACUUUGCCAUGAUGAUGUGCAUCUGCCAUUGGACGGCGGUUGGAAAUUGCAUCUAUUAAGCGCAGGCGGAUGUCCAGGCAAUAUACGUAAACGGAAUUUAAAGAAAUCAAACUAAACAAAUACCUUACGACACAAGUCACCAAUAACUGAACUAUCUUUCGAUUAUAAGGUAGAUCAUUUAUGACAAGCCAACUAUUAAGGCCAUUAGCGUAAUUUAAAGUAAUUUUUGUUACACACAGAUUCAAUUUAGGCACAUUUUGUUACAGGACUUGGUGUUAA